AUGGGUAAUACGAAAGGCGUGUCUUACAACGGCAACUUGUAUUAUCAUUAUUUAAACUACCUUAAAAGAUCCAAUUCAGAAGCUCAAGCAUUUUUACAACGCGACGGUCAAAUUAUUAUUCGUAUGCGUGGUUUACCAUUUGAUGCUACUGCUAAAGAUGUGAUUGAAUUUUUUACUCGUGGCGACGUACCAACACAUGUUGUUGACGGUGAAGAAGGUGUUUUAUUUGUUCAUUAUCCUGAUGGACGAAGUACAGGUGAUGCUUUUGUCAUGCUCAAAACAGAACAUGAAGCAGCACAAGCCUUACUUAAGCAUAAAGAUAUUAUGGGUACACGAUAUAUUGAACUAUUUCGUAGUACAACAGCUGAAGUACAACAGGUAUUUCGUCGAAGUCAAGAUCCGAAAAAUUUUCAAACAUCAUUAAAAGAUAUUCCAUUUGCACCAUUACCGAUGUUACCACCGGAAAUGUUAAGCGGUGCAAAUAAAAAAGAUUGUAUUCGUGUUCGAAAUUUACCUGUAGAAUGUGGUAUUGAACAAAUACUUGAAUUUCUUGGAGUUCAUUCACAGCAUAUUGUAGCACAAGGUGUUCAUAUGGUUUAUAAUGCGCAUGGGCAACCAUCAGGUGAAGCAUUUAUACAAAUGAAUUCGGAAGCAGCUUCAUUCAAUGCAGCAGCACAUAAAAAUAAUAAAUAUUUAUUUUUUAAUGGUAGAAAAAGAUAUAUUGAAGUAAUUCAAUGCUCAGGUGAAGAUAUGAAUCAUAUUUUACUUGGCCUUGUUCCAUCCAAUUUAAUUCCGCCUAAUGUUCCACGUCAACCAAUGUUUUCUCCUCAUCGAGCUGCGCCACUCGUACCAAUUUCUACUAUUCCACCACAAAUGCUUUCACAAACAAUGCCUAUUUCUCUUGCUGCUCCAUCUCAAACAACAACUGUAUCUAAUACUUCUCUGACACCAUGUCAAUCUGCAACUUCAUCUGCUUCGGCCGUUACUGGUCCAAUAACAACGACUGCUAUGAAUGGAAUUCAUCCGAAUACAACUUAUUAUCCUAUGCAAGUUUUCUAUUAUCCUACACCGCCUAUAUCUCCAUCAAUCUAUUUACAAACUGGACAAAUGCAUCCAGGACCUGUUACACUUGUUCUACGAGGUAAUUUUUAA
Messenger RNA from Rotaria sp. Silwood2, 1152 nucleotides. The record is from the annotation of a GenBank genome assembly. Lineage: Eukaryota; Metazoa; Rotifera; Eurotatoria; Philodinida; Philodinidae.